Molecule: messenger RNA, 1295 nt
Organism: Labrus mixtus (cuckoo wrasse)
Lineage: Eukaryota; Metazoa; Chordata; Actinopteri; Labriformes; Labridae
Product: carnitine O-acetyltransferase-like
Exons: 8
Coding region: 123-1184 (353 amino acids)
Biological process (GO): carnitine metabolic process, CoA-linked
Cellular component (GO): peroxisome
Molecular function (GO): carnitine O-acetyltransferase activity
Source: RefSeq, a predicted model, not a curated record
UAGUAAGAAUCAUCAGUUUGACAGUUUGUGACAUCAUCAAGUCAGGUCACUUCACUUACAGACAUUCACUUCCAAACCUGCAACACUCGUAGAAAGUAGUGAGAAGUGUUUCUGAUUGAAAGAUGUUGAGAAUCUGCAGCAGAAAUCUGGUGAAGGUGGGGAUGUUGAAGCCCAGUAAGGUGAUGAGACCUGCUGCUCUGCUUUCAUACAGAAACAUGGGUCAAGAGCAGGGUCUGCCCAAAAUGCCUGUCCCGCCCCUGAAGCAGACCUGUGAGUUGUACCUGGAACUCCUGGAGCCAGCCGUGGAGCCGGCCGAGCUGCAGAGAACCAAAGAGCUGCUGGAAGAGUUUCAAAAAGCAGGAGGAGUCGGAGAGAGGCUGCAGAAAGGUCUGCAGAGAAAAGCAGAGCGAACGGACAACUGGCUAACAGAUGAUUAUGUAAAGAACGUCUACAUGAAAAAACGGAACCCUUUACCUAUUUUUUCUAAUAUGUCUGCGAUGUUACCGAUGAAAGACUACACAACUAUCAAGGAACAGAUCGGGUAUGCUGCUGACAUCGUUCUGGGUUUGUUGGACUAUAAGGAGAAACAUGAAGAUGGUAGACUUAAUGCGUCUAUACAAGGGUUCCCGCUGUGUAUGUCCCAACAUGACGGCAUGCUCGGAUCCAGUAGGAUCCCACAUCCGGAGGUCGAUUCUCUACUGUUCUUCUUGAAAAACCCCAACCCCCCUAUACAUAUGAGCGUGGUUCACAAUGGUCAGUUCUUCAAGAUGGACGUGUACCACAGUGACAGGUCUAAGCUGAGUAAGGACGAGCUCUGUGUUCAGAUGGAGAGAAUCUGUAACUCAGCAGUACAGCCCAACCAGGAACCUGUUGGCAUCCUAACCUCUCAACGCAGAGACAUCUGGGGGAGAGUUUAUAAGGACCUCAUCAAAGAUGAAACCAACAAACAGUCAUUGUACGCCAUCCAGAGCAGCCUCUGCACCAUCUGUCUGGAUGGACCGACACCCCCUGUGGCCAACAACAGUCAAUGCAGCAAAGGGAUGACGCAGAUGUUGCACGGAGAAGGAAGUAGCUGGAACAGCGCCAACCGCUGGUUUGACAAGGGUGCACAGGUCAGAUGGUACACACACACACACACACACACACACACACACACAACAAACAGGACAGUGAAUAGAGUUUGAAAUUGGGGCAAGUAAAGAGUGGAAAAUGACAUGCAGGAAGGUAGCCACGGAUCGGAUUCGAACCAGGGCUGCCUACUUUGAGGACUUAAGUCUGUGUAUGGUGGCGUGCGA